AUGGGUUUCCUUAGCGAUUUGAUCUCAGACUUCAAGGGCACCAAGUCGGGCGGUGACCAACAGCAGCAGCAACAGUACGGCCAACAGCAGCAAUACAGUCAGCAGCAGCAAUAUGGUCAACAGCAACAGUAUGGCCAGCAACAAUACGGCCAACAGCAGUACGGUCAACCACCACCACAACAAUACGGUCAAUACCCGCCCCAGCAAUCCUCACCACAGCCUCCGCCCGUUUCUCCGCCGUGGUUCGCCGAGUGGAACGGACAUGAGCAACGCUGGGUUUUUGUGAACCAACAGACAGGCGAGCGUACCCCCAACUACCCUGGACCCGGCUAUGCCCAGCAACAGGGUAGCUACGGCGCUCCCCAGCAGGGUGGUUACGGUUACGGCCAGGGUGGCUACAACAACCAGGGUGCCGCCCAACAACACUCAUACGACCCAACUCGCAGCAGUGCGCCCGAGGAGCAGAAGAAGUCAGGCGGCAAUGGCUUGAAGUAUGCUGCAGUGGGUGCGGCAGGUCUCGCUGGUGGCGCCCUCUUAAUGCAUGAAAGCGACAAGAUCGGCGAAGGAUUCGACAGCGCCAAACAAGGCCUAGAAAACGCACCCGAGAACGUAGCAAACUGGACUGGCGAGCAAGUCGGCCGCGCCGAGCACACAUACGACAAUGCCGUUGACGAUGUGGAGAACUUCCCGGAGAACGCGGCUCGUUGGACUGGAGACAAGGUUCAAGCGGUCGAGGAUAUUCCAGAGAACAUUGAGAAUAAGUGGGAUAACAUGGUUGAUGGAGUUGAGGACUUUGGUGAUAACAUGGAAAACGCGUAUGAUGAGGGCAGGGACGAGAGGAGGUACGAGGAUGAGGAUGACUACUAG
Molecule: messenger RNA, 867 nt
Organism: Pyrenophora tritici-repentis Pt-1C-BFP
Lineage: Eukaryota; Fungi; Ascomycota; Dothideomycetes; Pleosporales; Pleosporaceae
Source: RefSeq, a predicted model, not a curated record